AUGAGAACCCGAGAAAGCGCCAACAAGAGCCGCUUGCGCCGCAAUGCGCGGAUGGCCACGCUCAUGAAGGACGCGGCCGAGCUGGAGAAGAAAGAGCAGGAGCUGCAGACCGUUGUUGCUGGUCUGCAAGCUGGGGAAAAUUCGCUGCUGGACCAGAACGCGUUCUUGCACUCAUUAGUAAUCAGUUGCAAACAAGAAUCGUCUUCUCGAAAGGAGGACCCGUUGGAUGCUGCCGUCUCACUGCUGCUCUCGUCACCACUGGCGAUGGAUCAGAGCAGAGUGGAGCUUCACACGCUGGGAUUGGUCGGAAGAAGACACAAGGCGACGAGAUUGGUGGAGGCACACAUGUUUCGAACAUGA
Messenger RNA from Peronospora matthiolae, 360 nucleotides. NCBI's taxonomy places the organism in Eukaryota, Oomycota, Peronosporomycetes, Peronosporales, Peronosporaceae. The record is from the annotation of a GenBank genome assembly.